Solanum pennellii is the source of this 5752-nucleotide messenger RNA. Its product is annotated as gibberellin 20-oxidase-like protein. Gene Ontology annotation, molecular function: dioxygenase activity. Bases 3655 to 4695 code for a protein of 346 amino acids. The record is from RefSeq and is a predicted model, not a curated record. The transcript has 4 exons. Lineage: Eukaryota; Viridiplantae; Streptophyta; Magnoliopsida; Solanales; Solanaceae.
GAGUUCAUUAGACUUGGAUUAUACUGCAUAAAUACGUCUACUAAAUGUAAAAUGAAAAAUUCAUGCACAUUCGCAUAGCAGCACUGUCUGUGGUGACAAACCUCAAGGCUCAAAAAUAAGAAAAAAAAAACUUCCCCAGACAGAGUUACCCGAUACCUAUUACGGUAAGCAUUAGUCGAGGUGCCCACACCAAUAUUGACAAAAAAUAACUUGUCAGUUUUAACAUAUAAAAAAUAAUUUUUUUUAUAUGUAUAUUUAAAGCUUAGCAUUAAUUAUUUAUUUCUCGAAUUAUUUUUCAAAACCCAUGCUAAAACACCAAUUAAUAUGGAAAUAUUAAACUGAUACGUGUUAAUUUUACUUGUAUUCCGUUCAAUUUUCACUAUUGAUUUAUUUUCGCUCACCAAACUGGAUAUUUUAGACGAGUAGACGUCUGUUUGACAUUUUAGCAAACACCUUGUAUGCAUUUUCACCGAUUGAAUUUGUUUCCCAUUCGCCUACUUAUUUAUCUGAUGAGGAUAAAGAGAGGAUUGAUGCAGAUUUGUUCAAGUAGAUCCUGGAAGGAGAAAUGAAAUAACAAUCAGUUUUUGGUCCUGUUGGUAUUCUAGAUUGUUCAAUGAUCAUAAAAGCACAAUCUCAGCAGUAGCUAUACAUGUUAAAAUCUUUAGUGUCACAUCUAGAAGAGUGCUGCUGCGAGGUGAUCAAAACAAAAUGAGAAGUGGACUAUAAUUGCAAAAUUUUCAGGGGUCCCUUCUAAGGUGACUCUGAGGUUAUGUUUCAAAUCUUCCAUUUCCCAUAUAGGCAUAAAUUGGCGUCUAUGUGUAUGCAAUCCAUAAAUUGGUAAACCUUGUGAUAGAAGUCAUGGUUGCAUCAGUUUUCUCCGAGAUUUUUCGUCGUCCAUGCAUUUCAGUUGAUAUUUUGUGGCUUCAAUCAGCGGCGGAUCCUACAUAUAUGUAAGUUGUGGGUGCAAGUUCAACAACCACCACCUCUGACUUGAACUAUGUGCAUUAAAUUUUGUAAAGCAUGUUAAUUGGAUGCAUGUGACCCAUGCCUCUAACUCGAAUUUAAUAUUUAGAGGUGCAACCACUUCUUUAAACUGUACAUCAACCUCGAAGUAUAUCCUGUGAUUUCUUGCUUAACCUUGAACACUCACUAAUUAUGAGUUUCAUGGAUUUUAGUCGAGAUACUGAACUUUAUUGGGUGCCUUUUGAUGGACCAAAUAUGUCUGCCACAAUACCUAACUAUUUUAGAAAGAAAAAGGGCUGUCCAAGAAUUGAAUAUUUGUUUGGUCCCUACAAGUAACGAAUUCUGUCAGCACUCAACAAGAAAGACUAAUCAUUAGCUUCCUUUCUUAUAUUGGCUCCUUUGUCAUCAAAACCAUAACAUGUCAGUUGGUAAACUGGACACCAUUAUACAAUAUCAUCCAUGCGCUCUCCUAUGGCCAUUGUAUUUGUGACUGGAAAUUUCACCUAUGAUAUUGGAUGCAUAAAUGGUUUUUUAAAUAUUUGUUUCUGAGAUUUUGGUGUUAUAAUCGAUUUUGUUCUUGUGUGCUAUAUUUGAGGCGGAUAUGGCUUGUAUUAGAGUAAACUUGAAACCUUGUAUACCAUUGUUAAACUGAAGCAUGUGUUAUUAGCUUCUUUAUAUUUUUAGAUUUUUGUUACGGGAUUUAGAGAAGUACGUUCAGAGCCAGAGCCAUUAUUUGAUGAUUGUAGGAUGAGGUGUACUUACUACAAAAUGAUACCAGUUAUUGUUACCUUACAUAUAACAUUUCAAGUUAUUUCGUAUCAUACAAAAUCUUAUAAACAACUUCCCUUUUUAGGAGUGGAAAGGAGGGACGUGAGGGUAUUCUAAUAUCCUAAACACAAUUAGUACAAUCACUUGUCUCUUUUUCUUUCCUAAUCAAGGUCAAGUACUUAUGCAUUCAGUUACAAAGGGUGGAUGGCACCAAAAAUAUCUAAGAACUAGUUUAGUAGUGAGCUCAAAUUUUGCAUGACCAUGAAGUCUCGCAAGUGCAAUUCUACAAGUAGUUAAACUUGUUCCUUGGUCUACUACUAAUGAUUUUCAAGAAAACAUGUAUAUUUAUCCCUUCUAUUGUUUCAUAUAGGAUAGCUAUGAACAGACUAAAUUACUAGAUUCUCUCGGAAUGCUAGCUAAGCUAAUCGUCUUAGUUCCCUUCAAUUUAAAUAAGCUUUUUGAUUGAUUCAGGCGCCGCCCCCUUCUCAGAAUUAGAACCCCAAUCCAAUUGUUCUGGAUGUUUCAUAUGCAUUUAUCUUUUUCCUAGUAUAUCCUUGUAAAGAAUCAUUUUGGAUUCUUCUGCAUAAAUUCUAUUAUAUGGAUCAGUUAAGUGGAUUUCAGAGUUUCUUCUCUAAUUGGAUACUUGGUUCUGACCAGAUACUAUGAAUGUGAUGAUUGUUUGUUUAUAUCUAAUAGUUGCUUAGAGUUAUAAAAGAUAUCCCUUCAUAUUCAAGUUUGACUACUGAGAACAUGAAAGGAAAAGGGAUAAAAAGAGGGGUAGACAAAGCAAGAGAACAAUCAGAAAAGAUUUGGUUAAGUUCAACUAUCCCUAAAAACAAUCAGAAAGUACUAUUACUCAUAUAAUUUUUGUUAGUACAGAUGCCUAAGAUAGGAAAUAGGAGGAAACAUAUUUAAUGGCGAAGGUAAGUGUUGACCUUUAAUUUAAGUUUCAAAAGAGUAACACUUUAUCUAUCUGAGUAGUAAUAGUACAUGCAGUAGUCCUAUAAUAUACAGUUCCUAAUUUGUCUGUUUCCAAAACAUCCAAGACAAAUUACAACGACUCUGGUUACUCUCAAGUGAGCAAAUGUGCUUAUGUGCUUAAGAGACAGUUACAUGUUUAAAUGUGGAUAAGAUAACCUUUCAGUCUCUUUGUCAUUUGUGAAGCAUGCAUAGGUGAAGUUUGUUCCUAUGCAUCUCUCUUAAAAGCUAAUGUAAGAAAACUAGGUGUCAGGUGGGAUUCUAUAUCUUUGAAAUACUGAAACCAACAACUAUCAUUUUUAAAUUUAGAGUUGAUGCUUAUGUGCAUUAAGAGACAGUUACGUGUUUAAAUGUGGAUAAGAAUACCUUUCAGUCUCUUUGUCAUUUGCGAAGCAUGCAUAGGUGAAGUUUGUUCCUAUGCAUCUCUCUUAAAAGCUAAUGUAAGAAAACUAGGUGUCAAGUGGGACAAUAUCCUUGAAAUACUGAACCAACAACUAUCAUUUUUAAAUUUUGAGUUGAUAAGUUGAACUAUACUUUGACCAUUAAUUCAAACAUGACUUGCUUGUUGCUGCAACAAGCACCAGAAACUUAAGAUUGAACUUUAAAAGCUAUCAACACUUUGAAUUGAUUUCCACAAAUAUGCAAAGUCAUCCUUCAAGCACAGGAUAUCUGUUUUAUGGCCUAAGUAUCAUUGCCAAUCACUUGUGAACAUACUUUUUAAUUGAGGCUGAAAAAGGCUGCCACAGUUGUCACAUCCGCUUGCAUAAUAUAUUCCACCAAAUGGAAGUUAAAAAGUUGAAAUAUGUGUUGCAUGCAUGUAUGUAUGUAUGAGAUAAAUAAUUUAACUACUAGAAAGAGACUUUUCAGAAAUUAACUUUAAUGAAGAGUUACAUGUCCUUUUAAGGUUUGAUUAACCAAGAAACAUAUUUAGCAUCUUCUAAAAAAAUGAUUCUUGAAUCCCAAUCACCAUUACAACUUCCUGUUUUGGAUAUCUCCCAACCAUCAAACUCAUCUACUCUAUCUUCUCUUGCUGCUGCCUGCAAAGAAUGGGGUUUCUUUCAUGUUAUCAAUCAUGGAAUCUCCAAUGAUCUUUACAAAAAAAUUAGGUGCCUCUCCAAACACCUUUUCAACCUCCCUUCUGAGACCAAACUAAAAGCAGGUCCUUACUCGUCUUUGAAAACUUAUACUCCUCAUUUCAUUGCAUCUCCAUUCUUUGAAAGCCUUAAAGUGUCUGGACCAGACUUCUCUGGCUCUGCUAAGGGUUCUGCAGAUACCCUUGCUAGUGAAGGGAAUUCAGAAUUCAGUGAAAUACUGCAAGAAUAUGGAGGCAAAAUGACAGAGUUAGCGAAAGUCAUCCAGAAAACUCUCUUGAUGAGUUUGGGAGAAGAACUUGGAAUGAAGUAUUAUGUCUCAGAAUUUGGUAGCUGCCAUGGAUACUUGAGGAUAAAUAACUACUCGCCCCCGGAUAGUUUAGAAAAGGAAGUUGAAGGCCUUGGUAUGCACACUGAUAUGAGCUGCAUAACAAUUGUCUAUCAAGAUGAAUUAGGUGGCCUCCAAGUAAGAUCAAAGGAUGGGAAGUGGGUGGAUAUUUUGCCAUGUGAAGGAACUCUUGUGGUAAAUAUUGGUGACAUGCUGCAAGCUUGGAGCAAUGACAAACUAAGAUCCUCUGAGCACCGUGUCAUUCUGAAGAAGCCGGUGAACCGCUUUUCUUUAGUUUUCUUUUGGUGCUUUGAGGAUGAGAAGGUGAUCUUGGCACCUGAUGAAGUAGUUGGUGAAGAAAAUUCAAGACUCUACAAGUCAUUUGUUUGCUCUGACUAUUUAAACUUUAGAGUGACAAAUGAGAAAGGGAAAUACUGGAUUUCAGUUGAACUCAUUAAAUAUAGGCUCCACCUACCUCUGGCCGCCCGAAAGAGCUCAAGAAGAUCCAGAAAAGUAAGCAAAUCCUACCUAAAGCUUUUCUUUUUGCUGAUAGGAUAUAAAGAAUGAAUUAAUCAUCUUUCCAAAGAUUACAGGACCAGAAGUUGGUUAUCAUUCUACCAUUUGGAACUUUGUCCUCAAGUGGUAAGUUAACACUGUAUAAACAUCUAUCUGUUUUAUAGCAUGAUGUUGAUAUGCACCAGAAAAAAAAAAAGAACCUUUACUGAAACUUAGAACAUAACCUGUAUAAGCAUUCUGUAAAAAGUCAUAUCAUAUGCUUUAGUAGUGGAUUAACUGUGUCGAUUCGACGAAUCAUGAGGGGGAUCUAGAAAGUAAAAGUAGAUUUUGUUUGUCUUAAUACUAUGGUAACAAGAUGUAGUUGCAUUACUAUUAUAAUGAAGCCAUAAAGUUGUGUACUGUUUUGUUAUGGUCAGCACAUUGUUAAUAAAAUACUCCAACUAGAAUGAUCAAUUUGUCACCAGUCAACUGUCCAAAAAGCUACUUUAAUCAAUUUGUUUAUUUUAAUAGGAUGAUGAUUGUUUCUCACAUGGGUUUGCUUAAGUAUCCUAAUGAAUUCAAAUACAAAAAUCACCAUUGAUUCUUUCCUUCUUUGGCUGGACUUUUGUGGGCUUUACCUUUUUUCCCAAAAGGUGUGUCUGAGACUAAUUUAGCUACCCCUUAGAUUUGGCUAUCUGUGAGAUUUCUUAUCUCCAAAAGACUAAGUUUUUUUCUGAUGUUGGAAGUGGAACUAUACUUUGAUGCAGUUUAAAUCUAUGUAUCUACAUUGUUGAUGACCUUUUUUUUUGUUGCAAAAAUCAAUUCUUUUUAAAUAAUUAAGGGAGUCAAAUGGCAUGUGUAUGUGUAGUUAUGGUAAUGUCAAUCAUAAUGGAAAUCUCAAAUCUAGAGGAAGACUUACAUUAUAUUUCAAGUAGGAAAUGUUGGAAGCAUGGGCAAAGUGAUGCUGGAGAAUGUCCAUGUUAGAAUCCAGUUGGAAUAGAUAAGCAUAUUUAUGUUCUUACUUGUAACAACCAUUUUGUUUUCUCAAUAUGUGUGGGUUUUAGUGCACUUCCAUUUUGUGGUCGGGCCCUUCCGCGGACCCUUUGUAUAUAUCAAAAGCUUUAGUGCA